Prorocentrum cordatum is the source of this 1037-nucleotide messenger RNA. NCBI's taxonomy places the organism in Eukaryota, Dinophyceae, Prorocentrales, Prorocentraceae. The record is from the annotation of a GenBank genome assembly.
AGCCGUUUUGAGCCAAGAUCGCAGGCUUUCGGUGAAGCCACGCUGCGCCCUCCGAGCGCGGGCCGCCCGAGCAGCCAUGGGCAAGGCUGGGGCCAAGAAGAAGCUCCCUAACGCCCCGCUCGGCGAGAAGAAGAAGAAGGCCGCCAAGAACCCGCUGUUCGAGAAGGCCCCUCGCAACUUCCGCCUCGGGGGCGACAUCCAGCCGAAGAGGAACCUCAACCGCUUCGUGCGGUGGCCCAAGUUCGUGCGCCUGCAGCGGAUGAAGCGGGUGAUGCUGAUGCGCCUUAAGGUGCCCCCCGCGAUCAACCAGUUCAACAUGUCCAUCGACAAGAACCAGGCGGCGCAGCUCUUCAAACUGAUGAAGAAGUACAUGCCAGAGACGGCCGCGGAGAAGAAGGCCCGCCUGAUGGAGAUGGCGCAGCAGAAGAAGGACGGCCAGGAGGUGAAGACCAAGAAGCCGCAGGUCAUCAAAUACGGCCUGAACCACGUGACCACCCUGGUGGAGAGCAAGGCGGCCAAGCUGGUGGCCAUCGCCCAUGACGUCGACCCCAUCCGAGCUCAUCGUCUGGCUCCCGGCUCUCUGCCGCAAGAAGGACGUGCCCUACUGCAUCGUCAAGGGCAAGGCCCGCCUGGGCCAGCUUGUGCACAAAAAGUCCGCCGCGUGCGUGGCGCUGACGUCCGUGAACAACGAAGACAAGAAGGAACUCGAGACCCUGGCCAGCAAUUUCAAGGGUCAGUUCAACGACAACACCGAGGUCCGCCGGCGGUGGGGCGGAGGCAUCAUGGGCAUCAAGUCGCAGCACGUCAUGCAGCGCCGCGAAAAGGCCAUCCAGAUGGAGCAGGCCAAGAAGCUCGGGCUGCAGAUCGCCUGAGUCGCCUCGCGCCCGCGCGGGGCUCCUCCGCGGCCCGGCCCCCCCGGAGGCCUCGGCAGCGCCCCGCCCGUCCCAAAAGCAGUGCCCGCCCCCGGGGAUUCCCACGGGCAACAUGAGGGUUCCCCGAACCUUACGUCUCACCGAUUCUGAGGGGAGAUCCACGCA